Messenger RNA from Metopolophium dirhodum (rose-grain aphid), 2816 nucleotides. RefSeq names its product neurogenic protein mastermind-like. Gene Ontology annotation, biological process: regulation of transcription by RNA polymerase II. Gene Ontology annotation, molecular function: RNA polymerase II transcription regulatory region sequence-specific DNA binding; DNA-binding transcription factor activity, RNA polymerase II-specific. NCBI's taxonomy places the organism in Eukaryota, Metazoa, Arthropoda, Insecta, Hemiptera, Aphididae. The record is from RefSeq and is a predicted model, not a curated record.
AGCAGGUUGCUGUGGUUGUGUAUACUAAUUAUUACUAUUAUUAUAACGCGUUCGUGAACAGUGUCUGCACGCGCAGUACAGCGGCAGCAACGGCGGCGGUAGUGCGUGCGUAUCUCACUCGCGGCGUACAGUGAUAUUGUGACAAUACAUCGCGUUAUUUUAUAUUAUUAUUAUCAUACGUUCGUACUCUAGCUAUAUUGUUAUUUAAUUAUUACGUUAAUAAAACAGUUCAUUCACGUACGGGUCAAUCAAUCCUACAUCAGUCCGAUUGUAUUAAAAAACAUUUUUAUUGACGGUCUUGGUCCCGGCCGCCCGGAAACACCGGAGAGAAAAAGUUGUUAUAAUCUCUUUGCAGUCCACGACUCUCAGCUAUAUAUUGUAUAAUAAUAAAAAUAUCAAAAUCCGUUUCCGUGUACACUCGCGUGUGGUUUUUUCGUGUCGGCAUCGCGCCCGCGAUAAAUGUCAUCGGCACCGUCCAGGCCCGUACCACUUGCACCGUCAACGCGAUGAUUGCUUCGGAGACCCGCAACCAUUGCGUGGCCGUAGUCAUGGAUUUGAGCACGCGGGCCAGUUCCGGCGGCGGAGGCGACUCCAACGACGGCGGCAACCACGGUCGCCGGCGCAGCGGUGGCGGCAGACCGGCCAAGUCGGUGUUUUCUAUCCGGAGUCUGGUCGGCGAGGAUACCGUUCGCAACCGUCGCGACAGGGACGUAGACGGCAGCGGUGACGACGACGACGACCGAGGCGAUCACGCAGCAGCGGCGGCAGCAGUAUCGGCUGCGGCGGCGGCGGUAUCGGCGUCGGGAGUAUCGGCAGUGGCCGCCGUGGCGUCGGCCGACGAAAGCCACGGACUGCAGAAAGAUGACCAGCCGCAGUCGGGAGAGUGUGCGUUGACGCACGCAGCAGUGCCGUUCGACGACAGGCGUCGCACCGCAGCGGCCACCGCGGUGGCCAUGGCCGCAACCAUGAUGCGAGAGAGGUCUGCCGUCGUGGCGGCGGCUAUGGUGGUUCAACAACAGCAGCAGCAACAACAACACAAGCAGCUCCAACACCAGCAGCAACAACAACAGCAGCAGCAGCAACAUCAUCAACAGCAACAACACCACCAAAUGCAACAGCAGCAACAGUUGCAACAACAACAACAACACUGUAGGUCGUUAAUGGCCACGGCGGCCAGUAGUGGUGGCCGCGGUCCCGGAACAGUCGGUUACGAUUACUAUUCGUCGCCGCCGCCCGGCUACUACGGCGGCGCCGUGGACGACGAUAACGGCGCGGACGACGACGUGGAAAACGGCGGCUGCGACGACCACGCCGAUGGUGACGGCAGAGACGGAAUCGUGGACAUGAGCGGCGCCGGUGGUGGCCACGACGCUUCUGCGGACAACGAGGACGAUUGCUACGGUGGCCCGCCAUCCGCGGGCGGUACCAACAAAAGGAAACAGCGCCGGUACCGGACCACGUUCACCAGCUACCAGUUGGACGAGCUGGAGAAGGCGUUCGGCCGGACCCACUACCCGGACGUGUUCACCAGGGAGGAACUGGCGUCGAAAAUUGGACUGACCGAAGCCAGAAUACAGGUAUGGUUCCAAAAUCGACGGGCAAAAUGGCGCAAACAGGAGAAAGUCGGUCCACAGGCUCACCCGUACAGCGGUGGCGGUGGAAAUCCGUACUUGGGCGUGCCGAGUUCCAUGUCAGCCGGCCGUCACAGCCCGUCUGGAGCCGCGUUGAGCCCGCUUCCGGCCAACCCACCGUUCAUGAUGACAGGUGGCAUGGGCUUGGGCGGUGGUGGCCCGUUGGGAAUGGGCAACAUUGGUCUGGGCAGUCAUCAUCUACUGCAUGCCGGCCACCACCACCAUCACCAUCAUCACCAGCAGCAGUUACAAGCCGCGGCCGCUAUGGCCGCUGCAUUGCGUGGCCACCAUCACCAGCACCAUCAUCCGGGCAACGGUGGCGCAGGCAGAUCACCGCCACUGCCACCGACGUCGCAGACCCUGUCGACUGUCGCCGCUGCCGCCAUGGAACUCCAACUCCAGCAACAGCAACAACACCAACGCAGUAACGGAGCCGCCGCAGCCGCAGCUGCAGCUGCAGUCGCAGCGGCGGCAGCUAACUUCCGUGGUUAUCCGUCUCAGCUGCAACAGCAGAGAUCGCCGCCCGGAAACGAUAACACCUCGACUACCCCGCCUGCUCACAACAGCAACUCACCACCGCCAACAAUUCCGCUCCAGCCGACGCUCUACCAUCCGGCACCGGUGGCCGCGUCGCCAGCUGUACCGUCUGCGCACCAUCUCCACCAUCAUCAUCCUUACGCCGCCGCUUAUCACCAACACCUUCGCGGUGGCGUCGGUGGUCAGGGAUACCAACAUCACCAUCAACAGCAGCAACAGCAGCAGCAGCAACACUUCAACAGUCUGCUGGCCAACAUGGCCAUGGCUGCGGCCGCCAUGCGACCCUCCGCCGUCGUCGGUGGUGCUCGGUCACCACCGCUUUCGCAGACGACGCCGCGCCAUACUGCACCCGCCACCACCGCCGCCGCCACUUCCGUCAGGUCCGCUCGCCGUACCACCGCCACAUCGGUCCGAUUCGUCGACCACGUCACCACCGGCCGCGGUGAUUCGCGGGGGCGGUGGCAGUCGGAGCUGCAGCGACAGGAGCAGUCCGGCCGGGUCGGACGGUGACGGGUGUCCGGCGGACCCGAUUACUGCGGCGGCUACCGCAGCAGCAGCCGCGGAACUAAACCGUCGGUCGUCAAGCAUCGCGGCGCUCCGCAUGAAAGCCCGCCGUCACCGGGAUGAGAUCCGCUUGCGCGGCGGUAG